UCAUAUUGUGUAAUAUUUUCCAGCUAUGUGUGGAGGAACAUGGCGAUACCGUGGAGGCACUGUUGGAGGUGGACUACAGGCGCUACGAGUACAAGUGUACUAGAAACCAUAUGCGGUUUUAAUGGAAGGUCUGCUACGUUUGCUGCUUUGUCUUUGCGAGGAACGGGGGCCGUCGCUGGCUCGGGAAAGGAGAGACUAUCCUCCAGGCCUGAAGACACAACCUCAAUAGGCAACUAUAUUCUGACAAGUAGGCACAAAUCAAGGUUGCUUUACCCCACACAAAAGCCUUGCUGCUGCAAAAGGAUACACAGUGAUGCCAAGUUGAAGGACCCGUUCACACUAGCCCAAAAAGACUUGAACCAUUUGUAUGAUGAUAUUAAAAAGGAGCUUUUUGUGUCCAAAUCAGAGCUGAAGUCCUUAUGUGACUACUACUUUGACGGGAAGGGCAAGGCCUUCCGACCAAUGAUAGUGGUGCUGAUGGCCCGGGCUUGCAAUAUUCACAGCAACAGAGACGGAGAUCUGCUCCCAGGUCAGCGGUCCAUAGCUAUGAUCUCUGAAAUGAUCCACACCGCCAGCCUGGUCCACGAUGAUGUCAUCGACGGCUCGGACAAGCGGAGGGGGAAGACCACCAUCAACGAAGUGUGGGGGGAGCGAAAGGCCAUUUUAGCUGGAGAUUUCAUCCUCUCGGCAGCCUCCAUGGCUCUGGCCCGUAUCGGCAACAACACAGUGGUGUCAGUGCUGUCUCAGGUCAUAGAGGAUCUGGUGCGAGGGGAAUUCAUGCAGCUGGGCUCCAAGGAGAACGAGAGCGAGAGAUUCAAGCACUACCUCGAGAAGAGCUUCAAGAAGACUGCCAGUCUUAUAGCGAACAGUUGUAAAGCAGUAUCUAUUCUGGUGAACUCGGACCCAGAGGUACAGGAAAUAGCCUUUCAGUACGGGAGGAACGUAGGCAUCGCCUUUCAGCUGGUGGAUGAUGUGCUGGACUUCACAGCAUGCGCCAGCCAGCUAGGAAAGCCUUCGGCUACAGACCUUAAGCUGGGCCUGGCAACCGGACCAGUCUUAUUUGCCUGUCAACAGUUUCCUGAGCUGCAUGCUAUGAUUAUGAGGAGGUUCAGCACCACUGGAGACGUGGAUCGGGCCUGGCAGUAUGUCCUGGAGAGUGAUGGUGUGGAUCAGACCAACUACCUGGCCCAGAGCUACUGCCGGGAAGCCAUCCGGCAGAUCAGCCUGCUCAGGCCCUCCCCGGAACGGGACGCCCUCAUCAGGCUCACUGAGAUGGUCCUCACACGCGACAAGUGAGCUCCCACCCCCAGGCUUCACUUCAGGCAGCUGUCCUGUGGAAGCCCCCACCCCCCCCCUCCCCAUGGAGGGUUAGAUGCCAGGAUGAUGAGGGAAGGUGGUUAAUGUUUCAUCAGUGACAUUCCCAGUGGGUCCUGAUGGACCAUUGUUUAUGCAGCUUUUUGUACAUAACAUAAGUUAAAGGUGGAACUAAACGGUGCAUACACAGGUUCUUCAGGACUGACUUUUGGGUGAGAUGCACUGCUUCACAUUACCCAUGGCUUCUUUCUCCCCUCUGGAAAACCCUUAGGUCCUCACAGAAAAGAGUAUAUGUUAUUGACACCAGUGGUUUUUAAUGCUAGUCCUGUAGGACCCCUGCAUCUACAGGUUUCUGAACCAACCCCCCACCUAUACUUCAAUUGAACUUCAACAAAGCGUUAAAAUAGCACGUCAAUGAGGCAUGAACACAGACCUAUAUGCACAGGGACCCUCCAGGAUCAUUGUUGAAACAUGAUUUUCAGUGUAUACAGUACUGUAAAUGCAGCCACCGCCCUACUUCCAACUGGCAAGGCUGUUGUUAUUACACGUGAUGCUUGGGGCGGGAUGGACCCUGCAGAAUCAUUGUAAUUCCAUGAGUCAAGAUGGAGUAUCAUUAUUGUGUGUGUGUGGAUCUGUAUUAAGACCUUGCUCGAAGAUCCGCCCGCAGUCCGCACCGUAACGACCAAAAGUCAAAUGUUUGUCAGGGUGACUCUUGUCAAUUGGAGAAUGUUAUAUUGUAGGUAUUUCCUGUCACAAGUGCUUAAAGGUCCCAAACAGUCAUUCUGAUUUCCAUGUAACGCAGCCUUUUGAGUGACUAAAACAUCACCCACAAUAUUUUAACGUUUGAGAAAUAAUGUUUUUUUUCUCUCAUGGAAAACUACCACCAGGAAGUCCGAAAAGAUUGCAUCAGUGGGUGGGGAGCUGGUAGGCUGAGUGGGCGGGGAGCUGGUAGGCUGAGUGGGCGGGGAGCUGGUAGGCUGAGUGGGCGGGGAGCUGGUAGGCUGAGUGGGCGGGCGUUCCCAAGAACCGCCAAUGUCAAGCAACAGAUGCAGUGUUAGAGAGAUUAUCUCAAGCAAAUUUGCUGAAACACAAAAGGAACUCGAACAACAUUGAAAUUGCAUGCAACAUCCAAUCCUGUCAAUAAUCAAAUCAUCGUUUCACUAAUUAUUUGUUUAUCCUGUUUGGUUAUUGUAACUAUCAAUGUAGACAAAAUGUUGGCUAUAUAAUUUAGUGAGCUAUCCCAAAUGGAAUUGUCAGCACUGUUUAUCACGCUAGCUGGUUCACCUUGAACAAUUUCAUGUGUUUACAAAACAUUGGGAACUAUUUUCCUAAUAUUGAGUUGCAACCCCUUUUUGCCCUCAGAACAGCCUCAGUUUGUCGGGGCCUGGACUCUGCAAGGUUUCGAAAGAGUUACAUGGGGGAUGUUGACUCGAAUGCUUCCCACAGCUCUGUCAAGUUGACUGG
Oncorhynchus mykiss (rainbow trout) is the source of this 2778-nucleotide messenger RNA. RefSeq names its product all trans-polyprenyl-diphosphate synthase PDSS1. Gene Ontology annotation, biological process: ubiquinone biosynthetic process; isoprenoid biosynthetic process. The record is from RefSeq and is a predicted model, not a curated record. NCBI's taxonomy places the organism in Eukaryota, Metazoa, Chordata, Actinopteri, Salmoniformes, Salmonidae. Gene Ontology annotation, molecular function: prenyltransferase activity. Gene Ontology annotation, cellular component: mitochondrion; transferase complex.